UCCCCAAAAUAUUCAUUCUGCUUUCUCUUUCCUUCCAAUCCGUCUUUCGUACACUUCCGGAAAUUCUCUCUCACACUCUCUUUCCUCUUUCUGCGUUUUUACUCAAUCUCUGAAGCCAUGGCUGCCGCACCUAAAACUGUGAAGAAGGUUACUGCUCCGAAGAAAGCCGCUGCGGCUAAGUCCUCUCCAUCUCAUCCUCCUUACAUCGACAUGAUUACAGAGGCCUUGGUUUCACUCAAGGAGAGAACCGGAUCAAGCCACUACGCAAUCGCCAAACACAUAGAAGAGCAGCAGAAGGUGAAGGACCUCCCUCCUAACUUCAAGAAGCUUCUGUUCAACCAACUGAAGAAAUGCGUCGCAUCAGGAAAGCUCGUAAUGGUGAAGAAAUCCUUCAAACUACCAUCUGCCGCGUCGAAGAAGUCUUCAUCUCCAGUAGCCGCCCCAGCCGCCGCUGAAAAGGUAAAGGCGAAGCCAAAAUCAAAGGAAGUGGCAGAGAAGAAGCCAGCGAAGAAGGAGGCCGCAGCUAAACCUAAGGCUGCGGCAGCGAAACCUAAAGCUGCUGAGAAACCAAAAGCAGCACCGGUGAAGAAACAAAAGGUUGCAGCGAAGUCUCCGGCAAAGAAGGUUGCGCCAGUGAAAGCUAAGAAGUUGAAGAGUAUCAAAUCGCCGGCGAAGAAAGCUACCGCCGUGAAGAAAACCGUGCCGAUGAAGAAGGCUAAGAAGUGAAUCAAACGCUGUCGUACUGCUUGAUUAGUGCUCGUGAGUUGUAAAUUUGUCGAUAGGGUUAAUGAUUGUGGAAUAGAGAAGGAUGAUGAUAACUUCUUAGUAGUGGAAAAUUUCUAGGGUUUGUAGAAAACUCGACUUAAUUACUAGUUUGGUUUGUUUUUGGAAUUAGGUUUAUGAUUAGAUUUCCUAAUCAUUUUACCCAGUUUAGGUUUAAUCCUUGUUUUUCUUCUUCAAUUUCAAUAUAAAAUUUAAGUUCGCCUAAUUUUGAUUA
Molecule: messenger RNA, 997 nt
Organism: Spinacia oleracea (spinach)
Lineage: Eukaryota; Viridiplantae; Streptophyta; Magnoliopsida; Caryophyllales; Amaranthaceae
Product: histone H1
Exons: 2
Coding region: 118-726 (202 amino acids)
Biological process (GO): chromosome condensation; negative regulation of DNA recombination; nucleosome assembly
Cellular component (GO): nucleosome; nucleus
Molecular function (GO): structural constituent of chromatin; nucleosomal DNA binding; double-stranded DNA binding
Source: RefSeq, a predicted model, not a curated record